AUGUACGUGCCUGCACCUGUGCUGAUGCCGGGCCACAACUCGCAGCGCCCGUUCCACCCGGCGCUGGAGCAGGCGAUCGAGGUGCUCGAGGAGGGGACCGUGAAAGACAACUACGAGGUUCGCAAUGACGAAGGUCAUCAAGUGGCGAGACCAUAUGCUUUUCGACAGGCAGAAUGCGCUUCACGAAGAGCUGCAUGGUCUUGCUCAGUAAAGCGCCAGGAACGUGCGAAGAGGCUUCAACGGUGUCGGUCAAUUACAGGAAGGCUCCCAGCUGCGAACGACGCGCAGGCAAUGCCCAUGAGGCCCCGCACCCCUCUCGAUCAAGCUGCUAUCGCGGCAGCGGACAAUGGCGAGUACGAAUACGGCGCGGACGGCGGUGGAAGGGGAUGGGAUACGCAUUGGCCGGCGAAGCGGUACAGACUGACAGACCAGAUGAAGACGCUCAUCUAGUUGGCGUGUCUGAGCAACGAGUGUUGUCCGAUCGAGAACGAGAAGAACACUUGCAGGCUCGAUCCAGAUUGUUAGCGACGAGGGUGUGCGGAAGAACUUGCAUCAGAAGAUCGUCGCUGCCUUCCCGGAUGGCUGGCUCUCCUCCGGACAGAUCUCCCGUGAGGUGAGUGUGAUGGAAGACGAAAUACGAGGAGGCGAUGGAGAACGACUGAACGUUCCGUGCCGUCGUCGCUGGUAUCUCUCAUCGAACAUUGCGGCGUAGCUUGUCAGACCUACGCCACUGUCUCUGCUCGUGCGCGUUUGUUUCCACUGACUUCCUCAGUAGUUGUUCGCGGGGCGCGCCUAUGCGUCGCCGCCGCCUUACCCGUAUGCUUGGUAACUAGUGAUUCACUCUACCACACGUGUAUCGUAUCGUAUCUGCCUUACUGUCUCUGCAUCAGUCUAUGUGUGACUGCUAUACAAUUCGACCUCGAGUCCUUGAAUUCC
This is a messenger RNA of Dichomitus squalens LYAD-421 SS1, 936 nucleotides long. RefSeq lists its product as uncharacterized. The transcript has 6 exons. Lineage: Eukaryota; Fungi; Basidiomycota; Agaricomycetes; Polyporales; Polyporaceae. The record is from RefSeq and is a predicted model, not a curated record. Bases 1 to 450 code for a protein of 149 amino acids.